AUGGAUCAUCAUUUCAUUUUUCACAAGUAUCUUCAACCAGGGGAUCUACUCUUGGGUGGCCUUGUUUCUCAUACCUUCUUUGUCUCCAGUCCAAAACUUUUUGAUGAACCACCACCUCCAACAUACUCUGAAAGCUACCUGGUUAUAACUCAGAACUACCAGCAUAUUCUUGCCUUGGUCUUUGCCAUAAAGGAAAUCAAUGAAGAUCCCCAUAUCCUACCCAAUAUCACCCUCGGAUUCCAUAUCUAUGAUAGCCAUAGCAAUACCAGGUGGGCCUUUCGUUCUGCAAUGCAACUUAUUUCUCCAAAGAAGCAUUUUCUCCCCAAUUAUCACUGUGAUAGUAAAGACAAUCUUCUUGCAGUGCUUGAGGGGCUUGAUAUUGAAUCUUCUCAUCAUAUACCACACAUUUUUAGCAUCUACAAGAUUCCUCAGGUCUCCUAUGGCUCUGCUCCAGAGAGGAUGGAUCAAACCCAAUCCCCAUAUUUCUACCAAAUGGUUCCAAAUGAAGCCCAUCAGUAUAGGGCAAUUCUUGAAUUACUUCUCAUUUUCAGGUGGACUUGGAUUGGAUUUUACACUGCAACUGGAAUUAAUCCAGAAUGGAUUUUUCAAGUUAUGGUUCCAGAAUUUGCCACUCAUGGCAUUUGCUUUGCUUUUAUAGAGACAAUCUUCAAUGUAGGCAUGGAUAUUGAAUUUGGGGGUAUAAAGAAAUGGGCAUUUACAAUAUGGGAUAGAAUCAUGACCAGCACAGCCAAUGUAUUUCUCCUGUUUGGUGAUCUUCGCACUUUUCUGGUUUUUGACUGGUUGCUUUCUAUAGAACAAGACAGUGAGAUAACAAACAAUAUAAAGGGUAAAGUGUGGAUUUUGAUUGCCCAGUUGGAGCUUAAAAACUAUGGUAAUGAAGAAAAACUGAAAGUUGCUAAGCAGGUCUACCAUGGUGCUUUAUCCUUGGCUGUCCAUUCCAGUGAGCUGCCAGGAUUUCAGGAAUUUAUUCAGGAUAGAAAGCCUUCCAAUGCAAAAGAAGAUUAUUUCAUAAGGGACUUUUGGUCUUAUGGUUUUGGCUGCACCUUCCCCAACUGGGUUUUGAACCAUACAAACAGUGGUUUCUGCUCUGGACUAGAGAGACUGGAGAAUGUUCCUGAAAAAUAUUUUGAAAAAAAUAUUUCUGGAAAUAGCUACAGCAUCUAUAAUGCUGUUUUUGCUGUGGCUCAUGCUUUGCAUGUCAUGUAUUCAUCCCAAUUCAAACACAAAAGAAUGGUGGAGAAGGAGAGAUGUACAUGGGAGCUCUUCCACUUUCUGAAACAAGUGUCUUUUAAUAAUACCAUAGGAGACAAAGUUUCCUUUGACCAGCAUGGUAUGUUUCUAACAGCAUUUGAUGUCGUGAACUGGGUUUUGUUUCCAAACCACUCUUUUACUAGAGUAAAAGUUGGAAUGAUCAAGUCUCAACAUCGAGGACAUCAAAAAGUCAUUAUGAAUGAAAAACCUAUUGUAUGGCACUAUUGGUUUAACCAGGUGCAACCUCUCUCUGUUUGUAAUGACAAGUGCCAACCUGGUUACAGGAAACAAAAGAAAGAAGGGGAGCUCUUCUGCUGCUAUGAUUGCAUUCCCUGCCCAGAAGGCAAAAUUUCUGAGUGGGAAGAUAUGCCUGAUUGUGUUGAGUGCAAAGAUGAACUUUAUCCAAACAAAUAUCAGAAUAUCUGCAUCCCCAAAAUUGUAACCUUUUUAUCCUAUAAAGAACCUAUGGGGAUGGGUUUAGCAAUUGCAGCUCUUUUCCUUGCUCUGAUCACUGCUAUUUUGCUAAAAACAUUUGUACUAUAUCACAAUACUCCCAUUGUCAAAGCCAAUAACCGAGACCUCACUUUCACUCUUCUCAUCUCUCUUCUGCUUUGCUUCCUUUCUACAUUGCUUUUUAUUGGGCAACCUCAGAAAGUGAUAUGUGUCUUGCAGCAAUCAGUUUUUGGCAUUGUCUUUUCAGUAGCUGUUUCUUCAGUAUUGGCUAAAACCAUCACUGUGGUUCUGGCAUUCAUGGCCACCCAACCAGGGACAAAGAGGACUAGAUGGAUGGGGAAAGGGCUGGCCAGUUCCAUUGUUAUUUCUUGUUCUCUUCUUCAAGUAGGCAUUUGUACCGUGUGGCUUUCAACUAGUCCCCCAUUCCCAGAUGCUAAUAUGCAUUCAGGAAUGGGUGAAAUUACUCUGCAAUGUAAUGAGGCAUCUCCUAUCAUGUUUUACAUUGUGAUUGGGUACAUGGGCUUUUUAGCCAUUGCCAGCUUCAUAGUAGCUUUUUUUGCCAGGAAUUUACCUGAUACUUUCAAUGAAGCCAAAUUCAUCACUUUCAGCAUGUUAGUGUUCUGCAGUGUGUGGCUAUCAUUUGUUCCAACCUACCUGAGCACCAAAGGAAAAUACAUGGUUGCUGUGGAGAUUUUCUCUAUUUUAGCUUCCAGUGCUGGAUUGCUGAGUUUCAUAUUUUUCCCCAAAUGGUACAUUAUUGUUGUCAGGCCUGAACUGAACAACCGAGAGCAACUUAAAUGGAGAAACCACUGA
Molecule: messenger RNA, 2538 nt
Organism: Crotalus tigris (Tiger rattlesnake)
Lineage: Eukaryota; Metazoa; Chordata; Lepidosauria; Squamata; Viperidae
Product: vomeronasal type-2 receptor 26-like
Exons: 6
Coding region: 1-2538 (845 amino acids)
Biological process (GO): G protein-coupled receptor signaling pathway
Cellular component (GO): membrane
Molecular function (GO): G protein-coupled receptor activity
Source: RefSeq, a predicted model, not a curated record